Messenger RNA from Pocillopora meandrina, 1053 nucleotides. The record is from the annotation of a GenBank genome assembly. NCBI's taxonomy places the organism in Eukaryota, Metazoa, Cnidaria, Anthozoa, Scleractinia, Pocilloporidae.
AUGGGGGAAUUCCUCAGUGAGUUGGCCAAUGUUGUCAUUGACCUGAGCGUCGAUCAGUCAUACUCGGACAUGAAAGACGCCGAAAAGUUAAACGAUAAUGCAGAAGAUAUGUUUCGCAAAGUAAAGGAAGCAAUCCAAAGUCUCCGUGCAGCGGCUGAUAAACUUGACGAAGUGUGGAGUGAUGGCAAGAUAACUCGUAUAGGUGGAACUUCCGUUGGUGUAGUGGGAGGAGUCCUCACCAUCAUCGGAGGAGUUGCAACGAUUAUGACGCUAGGGGCUGCUACACCCUUGUUAGUUACAGGAAUAAGCUUUGGCGUCAUCGGAGCUGGUACAAACAUAGCGGGAAAUAUUAAAGAGUCACUCAUCAACUCGAAAGAAAUCAAGAAAGCUGACAGUGACUUAAAGGAGGCUCUGGAUAGCAUAGAGAAUGUUAAUGAGACCAUCAACGAGAUGUUGGAUCACAAAGAUAUACCCAGAUUGCGCAACAUUUGCAAGCUGGCUGAGGCUAAUAGUUGGGGCAAGCCAGUGUGCAAGCUCUUCUGUAUGAUUUUGCUUGCCGCCGAAGAGGCUUAUAAAGAAAGCCAGGCCUUUGCAGGACCGGCAGCCAAAUUCGUUGCCUCAGAAGCUGGUAACGCAGGUAUAAAGGUGACUGGAAUACCUGGUGUAGGAGCUGCCGGAAAGGCUGGUGCAAAGUCUUCUGGCAAGGCUGGUGCAAAGUCUGCUGGCAAGGCUGGUGCAAAGUCUGCUGGCAAGGCUGGUGCAAAGUCUGCUGGCAAGGCUGGUGCAAAGUCUGCUGGCAAGGCUAGUGCAAAAGCAGCUGGGAAGGCUGGUGCACAAGCAGCUGGGAAGGUAGGUGCAGGAGCCGCCGAUGAAGUCUUAAAAGUUGGAACCAAAGCAGGAGGCAAACUUGCUGGUGGCUUGAUCGUUGGAAUCAGCACUGUAUUCCUGGCAUGGGAUAUUGCCGAACUUGGCUUCACUAUCAGAGAUCUCCUGGAAAAGAAAGGAUCAGACGCCGCCAAAGAAUUGAGGCAGAAAGCGGAGAAGCUUGAGAAU